GCGGCCACGGCCAGGGGUGCCGGCGUCGGCCGGAGCUUCCGAAGGGAGCUCAGACGCCGCUGGACGAUGACUCACUUGCAAGCCGGCCUCUCCCGGGAGACCCUGGAGAAAGCUCGCCUGGAGCUCAACGAGAACCCGGACACGCUGCACCAGGACAUCCAGGAGGUGAGGGACAUGGUCAUCACCAGGCCGGACAUCGGCUUUCUGCGCACGGAUGAUGCCUUCAUCCUGCGCUUCUUGCGGGCCAGGAAGUUUCAUCACUUCGAGGCCUUCCGCCUCCUGGCCCAGUACUUUGAGUACCGGCAGCAGAACCUGGACAUGUUCAAGAGCUUCAAGGCCACUGACCCUGGCAUCAAGCAGGCGCUGAAGGAUGGCUUCCCCGGGGGCCUGGCCAACCUGGAUCACUACGGCCGGAAGAUUCUCGUCCUCUUCGCGGCCAACUGGGAUCAGAGCAGGUACACACUGGUGGAUAUUUUGCGUGCCAUCUUACUUUCUUUGGAAGCCAUGAUCGAAGAUCCUGAACUUCAAGUGAAUGGGUUUGUUUUGAUCAUAGACUGGAGUAACUUCACCUUCAAGCAAGCCUCUAAACUUACACCAAGCAUGCUGCGAUUAGCUAUUGAAGGCCUGCAGGACAGUUUCCCAGCACGAUUUGGAGGAAUUCAUUUUGUUAAUCAACCAUGGUACAUCCAUGCUCUGUACACAGUGAUCCGGCCUUUCCUUAAGGAGAAGACUCGGAAAAGGAUAUUUUUGCACGGCAACAACCUGAACAGUCUGCACCAGCUAAUUCACCCUGAGAUCCUGCCCUCUGAGUUUGGAGGGAUGCUGCCCCCUUACGACAUGGGCACGUGGGCAAGAACCCUGCUUGACCAUGAGUAUGACGAUGACAGCGAGUACAACGUGGACUCCUACAGCCUGCCCACAAAGGAGGUGGAGAAGGAGCUCUCCCCCAAGUCCAUGAAGAGAUCCCAGUCAGUAGUGGAUCCUACAGUGCUAAAACGCAUGGAUAAAAAUGAGGAAGAAAACAUGCAACCUUUGCUUUCUCUGGACUAAGAACUUCUCUCCAUCCCCUUCAUGGAUUAGAAAUGGAAGGUACUGGUUUUCAGCAACAGGGACAGCACUGUGGAGGAACUACCAGCUGGAAACCUAUUUAUUCAUGUUAAUGUAGCAUACUAUUUAAUAAAGCAUCAGGCUUUCCAUUUGCCUGAACCACGGGUGCCCUGGGCUGGAUGGGGGGAAAAAAAGGUCAAUAACUUCUGUAAGUGCCAAGUUCUCUGUAAAUAUAAUGUAAUCUUCACGUCAAGUUUGUACAUUUUGGUAGCAAUUUAAUUUGGAAAAGAUUGGCUCAAAAGUCCAUGCCAGUGAUAUGAACUAUAACAAAAAGCAGAAAAGAUCCAAACAAUCAAAGCUAAUUAAAUGUAGCCCUGUUUCCUAUGAAGCCAUAUUUCAGCUAUCAUAGUGAUUGUUUCAUUGUUUUUCUCUGAAACUCUGUCGGUCUUGAAGCAUACUUUUAAUGGGCACAGGGAACUCAAUGAUUCUAGGAAAUUAUUGUGAUUAAUGUAUUUUCUGUCUAGUGAUUUUCAUUUCAGAAAAAAUGUGUCUUAGUGACUCUCAUGGGCCUUGCAUUUUGGAGAUAAGGAGUGGCAGAUGUGCUGCAAAACUGAACACUUGAACUCUUUUAUGUUGUCUGAUUUUCUGGAAUCUUGCGAAAUGAUGUAUUUCCCCAAUGAAGAUGUAGAAUGGUGAAAGAGAGUGGAUUCCUUUUAAACUGCUGUCUUCUCAAUGUGCCCUUUAUUCAAAACCCCAUUGUUUUCCUGUCUGAUGUAAGCUAAAAACAUUUUCCCCCAAAACACUUUGACCAAGAGAAUGAGAAUGCAUAAGUAAAUAGUGUUUUGACUGUUACUUUGAACAUAAAAUUUGCCACUUAUCGAUAAGGGGCUAAUUUCUAAUUAUUGUGCACUGGUUGAAAAAUACAUGUAUGUUUACACACACAACAUACAUAUUUUUACGAGCUCUAACGAAUCCUUACUGUGACAGGCUUAUAAAAUAAAUCAUACAUAUUCAAUGAUCUUAGAGAUGUUAUAGAUAAUUAUAUGAGAUGAUAAUUCUGGAAAACUUCCUCUGAAGUUAAUGAAAAUGAGAAAUAAUGAAACAGACUUUCAGUGUACCUAUUUAAGGGAAUUCCAAUUUAAUUUAUAAUGCAAUCUUGAAUAUGUGCCAUUUUAUUUGUAUUAUAUUUUUUCUUCAAAGGAGCAGCAUGUCCCAAUGAAGUGUAGGUGAUAUCAAGUGAUAAUGUGCAAAAUAUUGUUUUUCCCAAAUUCAAGUUAAUUUUCCUAAUGAUCCUAUAUGUACACGAUUCUUUUCAGAAAAGAUGGAAAGAGUAGAUUGUGUCCAGGAGAUAUAAUGAAUUCAGCUGAAGGCAUCUAAGAUAGCAUGUGAUACGUUAUAGCUAGAUUUGAAAACUGUAUAUUAUUUAAAAUUUUAUUUCGUGAAAUUCUAUAGCUGUAACACAUUUUAGAAAUCUUAUUUUAAAUUUCAAAGUGAAGAACAAGAUUUUUAUCACCUUUUCAGCAUAAUAAAUUUUGAGGUUGAGAAUUUCCUGUCAAAAAAAAUUUUUUUGAAAGAAAAAUGUCUCUAGGAACUCUUGGAAACCAACAGAAAGAAAGGCUUUUUAGCCAAAACCUUCACAAAUUUCAGUUAUAGUUCCACAGCCAAAAAUCUUAAAAGCAAGAUUAGUAAGCCAAUGAGCAAUGUGCCCAGGUACUGUCUGAUAUUUGUGAAAAUAUGUUAAUUCGCAUAAAUGAAAGAUAUCUGAAGAAUACCAAACGCCAGUCCACAGCAGAAGAAUAAGGACUGUCAGAUAUCCACUCUCCCAUGACCAUGACUGACGUUGGAAUGAGCUGAAGACAACAGUUCUUACUGAGAUAAGAAUCCCAACCACUGAUGUUCUUAUGUUUUUGUCUACCUGACAUACAUCUUAUAGCUCUGGGCUUUAUAUGCCAUAUACUUAUGCACUCGGCAGUAUUAUCCAUUGGAAUGUCGUGGAAACAAUGUCAGUACAGGACAGUCAACUUUCCGUUCUCAUGAGUUUCUCGCAAUAUGCUCCAUUUAUUGCCAGUUUUCAGAAUCCUGCCCGUUUUCGGAUGUCAUUCAACGUCUUCAGCUUCUUUCCCUAUCAUAAGGUUAGUGUCAAAUAUAAAAAUAACUAGAAGGGCCUAUUUUAUAUGUAUGCCUGUCUAAAUUAUAAGUAUCACACUGUCUGCUGGCCCCGCAUUUGGAAAUUGUGUUGCAUUGCCGCUUAUCUUCAAAUGAGCAAUUGAGAGUUGGCUACAUUGUAUAAAAUACUUUAAAAUGAGUGAACAAAUUACAACGAGGAUGUCUUUCAAGAUGCAGUAUCUAAUUCAGUCCGUGAAUAAGCUCAUUUUCUAGUGAUGUUUUUGAACCUGCUUAGUCAAGGGAUAUUCAUUCAGCUUUAUAAAUGUUUUCCUCAGCACCAGCUAGCUAACACAGUUUAGGAAUUUUUCCUCUCGUGUGACAAUCUGUGUUACAUAGUAUGUCUGUUGUUGUAUAACCUAGUACAUAAGCAUCCUUACAUUCUUUUAUUUUAAUUGUGUGUACACGUGCACACACACAUAGAGACACACAGCUCUUUACCCUAAUGUAUCUGUCUUGCCACUUUGCUUUGCUUUUUAACGUAUCUUGUCCCUUGCAUUACAAUUUGUGGACCUCAGAGAAUCAGUGCGUUUGAUUUGCAGCAAGCCAGUAGCCCGUUCACGCCUCAUUCUUUCUGCUCCAUCUUCUAUCUCUGAUAUCUUUUCUUCCUUUCAGUUGUUUCAGGGGCAACUGUUUCCAAAGCUGGUUUAAAAAUAUCUUCUUAUGUUGUCGGUGAUAUUUGCACACAUUGUUUACUGCUAUAGAAAGGAAGAUAUAAUCAUGAAAAUAUACUCUAAGAAAUAUGAAGAAGUGCCUCUUUAAAAAUGGAAUAAACACAGUGAUACUGGCAUAUGCAUUGUAUUUGUACUCUCUUCCAGAAAGUAAAUACAUGCAUCUGUAUUGUAAGGGUGAACUAUAGGUAUCAUUUGAAGAAUAUUUGAAGCCUUGCUUUGAGUCUGCUCAUAUUGUGUUAAGUCUCUGUUGUGUAAGUUAAAUACAGUAACUUUAAUACAUGUUAAUAACAAACCUGGCACUAUACAAAAAUAAUAUACAAGUAUUAAACAGAGUUUUGCAAGCAAGUUUUUGAAGUGGGCAUGCAUGAUUUCAUUUAUUUAGACACCAGUUUGCAUAAGUAUAGACAGAGACGUGUCUUAGGUCUUUUCAUAUAAAGUGCUUAUUUACUUCAUAGUACCAAAAAUUCAUGCAUUGAUAAGCAAGAAAUCCAGACUCUUAAGUUCUUUUAAUAUUAUUAACUAGGUCGCAUUGUUAAACUAAAGAUCUGAGGUUUCCACAGUAUUCCUGAGGGAACAGAUGCCCUUCUACAGCAUCAAGAAAAUGGAGAUUUGUUUGAGAUAUUGGGGAGUAUGUUUGUGACUCCACAAAAGAAAACCUUUAGAACCAUGGAAUGUAUCUUCAGGGACUGGCUUCCUUUGCUUCUACAAAUAACCAAAAGGUUUAUGGACUUAUCUGUGGUCCUUUAAAGAAAUUACAUUAAGAAAAGUUGCUGAGAGGCUGUACGUUCUUGUAUUAUUUUAUUUAAAGGUCUAUCUUGUCUGGUUGGUUAAUAAUAUCUCUUUUGCUUCUAUUUUUUGUGUAUAUUAAUGCUUACUUGAAAAGUUGACAUCAGCCAUGAGGACAUUUCAGAAAGAAUUUCGACACACAAAAUAAAAUGAACAGAGCUCUGGCAUGAUGUUUGAACUUUCAUAUCUAGUAUUACAAUUUUUACAUCAGUUAACUUCUAGGCACUCUUACAUUCCAUUUAGAUCUGCUGUGUAGAUACAUAGCCUAAAACAUAGCAGUGCAUUUUACACUAGUGCGUCCAUUAAAUCACACAAGAAUAGGCAGAUUAUAUACAAAUGGAAUGGAGCAAAACACGAUUGCUUACAUCUCCAGGGUGUGCAAUUAUCUUCAAUAUUGAAAAGAAUUUGUUUUCUGAUUUUUUAAAAUCUUUGUUAAAAAAACAUCUUACCAUAUGCUAUUGGAACUAUUUGGCAUGAUUUACUAAUGGACAAAUAAGUGAAACUACAAAAGAGAUUUGGCUUUGCAGCAUUAUUAUAUUACAAUCCUAAUGUUUUAGAUAAUAUAAUGUAUUUUAUGAAUUUGGGUUUUUAUUUUCAUAAAUAUCUGAAUACCCCCGCACAUGAAAAUAGUGCAGUGAAGUCUAUUAUAUACUAAAUAUAGGAAUGAAAUCUCCUGGGUUGUAAGAAAAAAUAUAAAGCAGCAAUUUUGUGGAUUAAAACAUUCAAACCGGACCUUUUCUUUUUCCAGAAGAAGAGGAAUGCAAAUGAAAUUGCUGAAGUAAAAAAGAAAAUUAGAAACAGAAUAAUUGUAGAACUUUACUACACUAAAUGCAUUCUAAUGGUAAAUAGUAAAAAUUGUUACAAUUUAGGUAUUUUGUCACUAUUUGACUUAGUUUUAAGUUUCAGUGAAAGUGUUUCUGUACUUAAUGGUAUCAACGCAUUUAUUCGGUCAAAAUUAUUUUUUUGUGCUACAUGAAAUAUGAACCUAGAUGAAAAUCAAAAUAAAUUUUAACAAUAAUUUUACAAGUGAAUCAAUCCUCAACUAUUUUGAAAAAUUGCAAUGGGCUAUUUGUUUACAUAGAACCAACAUUCAAAGUACUGUCUUGGUUCUAAUCCAGUUUGUCUAUUUCACAUUUGCUUUAAAACACAACUCAGAAAACCAAAUCAUUUUUUAUUUCAAUGCUGUCCAGGAAACAAAAACAAAAACAAAAGUCUCUAAGAGGAAAUGACACAAGUCCUUGAAGAAUACUAAAGCCAUUAUUUACUCUUUGGCUCAAAUGGCAUUACUGUUCACUCCUGCACACUUUUUACUACUGUACACUAUUUACUAUUUGACCUUUUGAGGGAAUUAUUUAUUUGGAUACAGUAUUAUAAGCAGUAUAAUAUAAUUUUUGAAUAAGUAUGCAUUUGUUUUUUACAAAAAUAUUUAUUUUGCAUAUGUUAGAUGUUGAACUUGGUGGUCUUAGAUCAGCAGCAACUGUAAAACAGAGAUGUCUAAAACCUUCUUUAAAAUUGACAACAUGUUUUGAGAGGAAUUAUGGUUAGCUCUUUCAGUUAGGAUACCUUAAAUUUUCUGAUAUUUGAUGUUUGGAGCUUAAAGUGGAAAAUAUAUAGUAAUUUGUUUCAUUAAAAUGACAUUUUCGGUAUUCUGUAACUUCUGGGCAAACCUAAAGGAUAGUUUGAACAUUUAAAAUUACAUAUAGCAGAAGAAUGAUCAGCAAAUAAAAUAAGUAGGAUUUUCAUAUUUCCACAUAAAAUUAUUGAAUUAGACAAGAGAUUAAGUUCAGACAUUUGAAUUACAAAAAGCUUUGCUUUAAAUUUAAAAAAAAAAAGCUCAGGUCAAAAUAUUAAGUAAAAUAAAAGCCUGAUCUGAGAAAGAAUGCUUACUUAACAGAUCCACUGAGUUUCUGUCAUUUUCUCUACUUGUGGACAAAAAAAAAAAAAAAAAAGAAAUCAUCUAACAAGGUAAAAAAGACUCAACUAACGUACACUUACCUGGAAUACUGUUCUGUAAACCUUAUGAAUUUAUUUGGCCCAAGCUUGGAUGAUUUUCCUGUAUAUAGCUUUUGAGGUCAUCAAGAGUCAUUAUUGCUGCUUCUUACUAACGAUAUGUCAGGAGGAACCGUUUUCAGCAGUGUCUGCAGAAGUGUUCUCAUGGGAAUGAACCCUGGACAACCACAUGAUGCAAGAAAAGCCAGGAAUACAACCUCCAUUCCUUGUUACCCAAAAGUGUAUUCCUUCUUCAGAAAGAUCAAGGAAAAGAUAUUUUUAAUUACAAACAGAAAAUUGUUUCAAAAAUCAAGGGUUUCUGAUAUUGAGAGAUAAGCACUUGACCAGGGAAGAGCCUAUGGGGAGGUGAAGGUCAAGUCUAUUGUGUUUCCUCACAGCAAUGCCAUCAUCAAAACCUGUGUCUCUGAGCAUCACUCCUUCCUCUAAAAAUAAAAAUAAGUAUUCUCUCUUCUUUCUUUUCUAGUUGGUAUUAUAAAAGUAUCCGAGAGAAACCAUAUAUACUUCGUUGGCUUUGAAGAAAAAAAAAUGCAGUGUUAUGCACAUAUAAAUAUAAUUCACUUAGUUGCAUAUUAUUUAAAUAUUUGCAUGCUGAUUUAUAAAUUAUUACCUAAAGUUUAAAAACUAUAAUUACGAGGCUUUAGUGCUAGAAAAUUGUUAAUGUUCUUUGUGUCUGGGAUUCAUGGAGAAGACAGGUACUAUCCUUUUAUCUGCAUUCAUGUGUCUAGCAUUUUUAAUUGACUGUCUAAGGGACAUGUCACAUUUAACAUUUACAAACCAGACUUCUCCACUUUAUUUAUUUUUAUUUUUUAUUUUUUUUUGACUUCUCCACUUCAGCCCUGAACGUGCUUCCCUUUUAGUCUUCUCAUCCAGUGUCAACUCCAACCUGAUGGUUAGGACCAAAAGUGUUGGAGUCAUCCUCUCUCCCUCUCACCACUGCAUCUAGCCUGCUAGCUCCUACUGUUGGCUCCUCGUCAAAAUAUUCUUAUCCUCUGACCACUUUUCCAGCCUUCAUCACCACUCCCUUGGGCCAAGCCUUCAACAUAUUUCACCUGGAAUAUUUUCAUAAUCUAAAAACGAGUCUCCUGGCUUAUACCCUUAGCUCCUAGAGUCAAUUUUCAGCACGCCAAUGAAAGUGAGUCUCUUAAAUGUAGCUCAGAUCGUUUCAUUCUUCUCAGAACUCUCUGAAAGAGUAAGACCUGAAGUCCUUGCAGUGGUAUACAUGCAUGGGUUGUUAUAAAGUCAGUAAGCACCACCAUACUGAUUUCUGAUUGGGCUGACGUUUUUGCCUGUACGAUGCAGAAGUAGUUGUUAAAAGCUUUAAUUUAUUGCUUUGGAAGUCCUCUCACCCUUGACCUUUUCUGGGAUCAUCUCUUAAGAAUCUCUCCUUAAACACUUUGCCACGCUGUUAUCCCUGCUGUUCCAAGAGCUCAUGCCUGCACCUCAGGACUUCUCCACUUCUGUUCCGUUUGCCUCUUCUCCCAGUCAUCUCCAUGGUUGAUUCCUUCUUCUCCUUCAGAUCUUUGCUCAAAUGUCUUCUUCUUGGUGAGAAUUCUCUUUCCCAGUUAUAAAUGAAAGAGCCCUGUGGGGCUUUACAUUCUCCUUUUCUGCUCUAUUUCUCCUCCAUAGCAUUUAUCGCCUAAUAUAUCAUAUAGUGUAUUUAUUUUAUUUUGCACUUUUCGCCAGUAGCAUUUGAACUCCACAAGAGCAGGGGUCUUUGUCUGUCUGUUUAUUGUUGCAUUACCAGUGCCUUGAACAAUGCAUGGAACUUAGUAGCAAAUAGAAAAAGGUUUUAUGCUCUUAAUUUGUUUCAGCAAUUCAUAUCAUAGCUAAUAGCAUGCAUUAAAGGAGAGUUUCUUAUUUUCUUAAUAAAAUCUUGUUUUUAAUCUUCAAAGGGGAAAUUCUACUCUUGCUGAUGAAAAUGGACUCAUAAACCAAAAAUUAUAUCCCCUUCUUUCUUAAUCUGGUCUCUAUCUCAGAGCCUAAAUUUUUCAUCAGUGUUUCAGGAAAUUACUCACAGGUCGUCAGGCCCUGUAUCUAUUAUAUGCAUGACUUACUCUUUGAGAGACUGCAAGAUACCUCAGAUGAAAGUCAUGUUAAGAUUAAAACCAUGGUGAAUUGUUCUUUAUUGAUUAUCCUGGUUAAUAUCAAUUUUUUAAAAAAUGCCAGGAGUUAAAAGACCAUAAUUCCUUUAAUUUAAGAAGCCAGUUUGAGAGUAUAUUCCUUGAUAGUUACUUUUACUGGAAAGAAGAGGAAGAGGAAAAGGGGGGGGAAACUGUGAUCACACCUUCUCUGCAACGAUUAUGAGAUGAAUGAGAAAGUAUUUCGGUGUUUCUAAGAUCUUUCCAUGAUUUAGAAAUCUAUAUUUUACAUCAGUUUAGUCUAUAAACUCUUCUAACAGAAGUCUUACAUCAACUGGGUUUUAUAUUCGAUAUCUUUAAAUUUUCCUAUGUUGUAAAUUUAUAGUACUGACCCAAGACGAUGGGAGUUAUUCAUGUUCAUAUAUUCUAACUUACUUUCUAACUUCUCCCUUCUCUUAUUUGAAUUUCAGGUAUCAUUUUCUGAACCUUCUAAUCACACUUGCUCUUAACAUUCUCAAUUUGUAGUGAAAAGUGUUUGUAAUCAUAAGUUCAAAUUAACACAGAAAAAUACAGAGAGGAUAGCAAAAAAAUCAUCUCAUAUCAUCUCACAACCCCCAAUAAUCCAAGUUAACAUGGGUUGAACAUUACCCCAAAUACAGCUUCAAUGAAGAGACUGAAAAGACAGAUCAGUAGUUAUGUAAAUAGAUAGGCCAUUCCGUUGAUCAAUUUAUAUGCAAGUAAACUAAUAAAGAGGCCCUAGCAUUCAUGUUCUUUUAAAAUAAAAAGUAUGAAAACAACUUUUAUUUGAAUUAAAGAGCAGAAAGGAAACUAAGAUAAAUUAAGAAAUUGUUCAACUUCUAGUAAAUAUUACUUUGUCAAACAAGUUGCUAUUUGAAAAGAUCCCCUUCAGUUUAAGAAAAAGUAUGGCAUAUUAAGAGGUGUAUUUUUUAUUUAAUAAUCUUGUUGAUUUUAGAGUAUAUGUAUUGAUCUACUGCAACGAAAGAAGUGUUACUGCUUUAGAAAAGACCUCCAACGAAAUUGUGAUUCAUAGUGAAAACAGAAAACUUCCUUGUCUUGCUUCUUAUUACAGGACACCCCAUAUUUUUAUUGGACUGACUUCUCCAAAAUUUCAGUAUUUUAGAUGUUGGUUUCUGGUAUGAUAGAUUUCUGAUUUUUAUACUUUGCAGUUUAUACUUUUAUUCUUACAAAACCUAUGUUAUUCCUGUUUCUCCAAGGCAUUGUUUUGAUUUUAUCUACAGUGUAAUGCAGUAAGUCUCCAGUUAUAUAAUCUCCUAUGAGGUCUUCUAUUAAAAAGACACUGAAAACAAAAGAUUGGUAGGUGAUAUUAAGGAAGGAACUAUAUAACUUAAAGAAUAAGGAUAGAUGUUUGAAAAUAUUUUCAGAAGUCAGUCAGUCUUUUAGUGGCUUUGUGAUGGUCAGGGGUUGUGUUUCUCUUUGUGCAUAUAAAUAUUAUAUAUGUAUUUAUGUAACUUGUCAUAAAUACAUUAUAUAAAUACAUUAAUUGACAAGUUACCUAAACAUAGUAAGUCCCCUACGUAUGAAUGAGUUCGGUUCUGAGCGUGAAUUCCUAAGUUCAAUUUGUAUUUAAGUUCAACAGUGGUAGCCUUAGAUACCCAACUGACACAAUUGGCUGUGUAACACUGUGCUAUAAUAGAUUUAUAAUACUUUUUACACAAAUAAUACAUAAAAAACAAACACAAAAAUAAAGCAUUUGUGGUAUUACAGUACAUAACCUUGAAAAGGAUACACACCCAUGACAAUGUAUGCCAGGCACAUGAAGUAACAUGUGAUUGGACAUGUGAAUGCAUGUUUGCAUCUUUGGAAGUUUGUAACUUGAAGAUUCAUAUGGAGGGGACUUACUGUAUAUGGCAAUCAGGGUUAACAUAAUUUGGAAAACUGUCUCUAAAGAACAGACUAAUAACUCUUGCUCAGGAAUAAGGCAGAAAAUUUUCUUGUGUUUCUUACUAUUUGAUCUUUGGCAGUCUGAACAAGUGGAAGCCACUUGCCUCUGUGACAUCCUUUUCUGCCAGUCUUUAAAAUUGUGUUUAGCAUCACUUCAGAAAUAAAGAAGUCAAGCUCAAAUAUACACAAUACAUGAAAGAUACUAUAGUUCAUAUUCUCUUAUAUUGAAUUGUGUUUCUUUUCAUAAUUAACUUUUAAGAGUGAGUCGGAAGAAUAUAUUCCUUGGUAAACUUUAUUAAUUAUUUCCACUUUAUAAUGGAUUUAGAAAUUUUAUAAAGCAGGUCAUUGUUUAUUGUAUUCAUAAAACCAUUAUGUCAACAUUUGAUUUUGUUUUUAAAGAGAAAUUAUUUCAUUGUCUUUGUUGAUAUAUAUGGAGAUGAAUGAAGUUCUGUUAAAUAAAAUGUCACUAAAUGAAAUUUUA
This is a messenger RNA of Carlito syrichta (Philippine tarsier), 11162 nucleotides long. RefSeq names its product clavesin 2 (gene CLVS2). The record is from RefSeq and is a predicted model, not a curated record. Gene Ontology annotation, cellular component: membrane. The transcript has 5 exons. NCBI's taxonomy places the organism in Eukaryota, Metazoa, Chordata, Mammalia, Primates, Tarsiidae. Bases 67 to 1050 code for a protein of 327 amino acids. Gene Ontology annotation, molecular function: phosphatidylinositol bisphosphate binding.